Symbiodinium natans is the source of this 4707-nucleotide messenger RNA. NCBI's taxonomy places the organism in Eukaryota, Dinophyceae, Suessiales, Symbiodiniaceae. The record is from the annotation of a GenBank genome assembly.
AUGUCAGAGUUGCGGCAGCCCCAAGGAGGAGUUCAGACCAGCGAAAGGAGCAAUGCCGAAGCAGGCCUGAGGCGUUGGAUUGUUGGGACCCUGCGAAGGCUGGCAGGAGGGUCGUCAGGGCCGCUCCACGCCAGCUGGCGCUUGUUCCGCCGAUCUGUGGCUGGACCUUCGCCUGUGCGACUGGAUCCUUUCGGUACGAUCGAUCUUCUGCAUCAGGCACUAAAGGAUCUUGCCCUCACCAGGGAGCAGCAGGAGGUCUUCGAGAGGGUGGUGUCUUGCAACGCGCGUUUCUGGCAAAUCGCUGUUGAUGGUUGCUUGGAUGGAUCCCCGCCGUGGCGAAGGCACGUUGCCCUGAACCUCGCACUCCUUCGGGUCUACCACCGACACUUGGCGGCGCAGCGAAUCGUGGAUGAGCUGACUUCGCCAUUGCUGGGCUCGCUGAGCUAUCCAGAGGCCGUGGAGGCUUUGCGAUACUGCCGCUGGGCUCUUGCUGCCUACAGUGGACGUGGCCUACGUGACGGGACGGAAAAGAUCCAGUCCGAGGGUACCAGCAAGAUGGCAGCGCCCGUGAACGCGAACAUGCCGUGCAGCCCCAGUUCGGUUCUCCUUUCCGACCUGGAUGAUACGGCACAAGCCAGCGAUCCUUUGUGCCCCCGAUUUCUGCUUGCAGAAGAUGUCGAACGUGGCGAGCUGAUCAUCUCCGUGCGGGGCACGCAGUCACUGUCGGAUCUUUUUGCCGAUCUCGUGGGCGAUGCCGAAGAUUUCGCAGGCGGCAAGGCUCAUGCUGGAAUUCUACACACGGCUCGCAGACUUCUGGAACGACUGCACCCUCACCUCAAGGAAGGCCUCAGCAGACUGGACACCGGCACAGGGACGCGGCUGGUCCUGUGUGGCCACUCCCUGGGCGCAGGGGUUUGCCAGCUCUUGGCUGUUCUCCUCCUCGGCGGCGAGAAAUCAUCCUGGACUCUGCCGCGCGGCACCGAACUGCGGUGCUUUCUGUUUGCGCCUCCACCGGUUUUCGGCAUCGAGCCUGUGCAGCGAACCAACAGCUUCUCUCGCAUCCUGAGCUUCCGGUUUCGCCCGGCGGUGCCUUCUGCCGUGGAGAGGGUCAGGGAGGCCACGCUGGCCUUUGCGGUGAACUACGACAUCAUCCCGAGGACCUCGCUGCACAACGGCUACAAGCUCUUCCAGGAAGCCCGUGUCAUCGACGACUUCGUGGUCUGGGGCAAGAGGGAAGUUCUUCGAAAGCUGGGGCAGACAGAGUCUGAGUCACAGGUGGCCGUUGCUUUGGAGCUCCAGGAUGCUCUGUGUAAGGGAGCUUCCUCUAGGCCGGCGCCGGGCAAUCCCUUCCCAACACAGCAUGCGGUGACCUCGCGGCUCUUCCACGUGGUGAUGGUGCCAGGUGGAACCGCUGCUUUCUCUUCCCCAACACUUUCGCUGGCUGAGGAGCCGAGUCCUGCCGUGCAAAGUGAUCAAAGUGAGCGAGACACCCGUUUGGUGAACAGCUCUCAAGAGGCAGAUCAAGAUGCGGCACCAGGCCCAAGGGCGUGCGGCCGAUGGGUGUUGAAGCGCUCGGACCAUCUGCGACAGUGGCGUCGGCGCUUUGCGUGGAUUGAGGCUGGCGACUUGUGCUUCGCGCUCUCUCCGAAGGAUCCCCUGCGAUCAAGCGUGCCACUGACUGCAGACAGCACGCUGAUCAUGCUGCUGGGACAACCCAGCAGCCUCCCAUUUCCUGCGGGCAUGAACGCAACCAUGUCCUUCCGGCCUGAUGAGCCCGCUUCAGGAACUACAGCUGAAUCCACGGCCACGAUCAAAGCGACUCGCGACUUCGCGACACCGUGGGCGUUUCAUGUGCAGACCGCGAGCUGCUGGUCAGGCAUCGAGCCCCAGCAUGGCCGUGGUCACGGAGAAAGCGCAGCCGGCCUGCCGAGCAUCCAGAGCUGCGCGGCCGCAGAGGUCUUCCUGUGUACAGAAAGUGCAGCCGAGCGAGACGCUUGGCUCACGGACCUGGCGGCCGCGGUCCGCGAAGCGCGGAGACGCUGCAUCCGUGUGCUGCCGGCAGUGUCUUCCGAAGACUUUGGCCGGGAGGCGUUGCUGGCAGAUGGGCUGAUGAAUGACCACGAUGCUGGGCGCUAUGAGGUCGCGCUUGAGGCCCUUAUCGACCAGCUGCGCUGCGUGCGUGACGCGGAGAGCCCGACAGAGCAGGAAAAUGUGGACAACGGAACUCUGUUCCUCAACGUGACCACCGUGGAUGUAGCACGGGUCUUCCGCGAGAAUAUUCGCGAAGACGACAGUGUUGUCAUGCGGAUGGAUUGUGAGGGUUCCGAGUACGAGCUCCUGAGGCACCUGAUGCUUUCCGGCUGGCUGUGCAAGCUUCGCCGGCUCUACUUGGAGGCUCAUGCGAUGACGCGGCCGAAGCUGAACAAGUUUCGGACCUUCGAUGUUCUUCUCCCAUGGUUGCUGGAGCCGUGUGGAACCGAGGUCUUUGUGGACACUGGCUACCACAAUACAGCUGAAAGCCUCGCGCUUUGGCCAAAGCAAGACGGCGUUUGCCGUUGGUGCCCAAUGCUGUAUGUUCCGUUCCAAGGGGCCAGUCAUCGCCGGUGUCCGGCGGGCUCGAUUUGGCAGUGUUUCGAUGAGACCUACACCUGCGAGCGCUGUUGCAACGCCCAGCGCUUCGGUGCUAUGGGGGACGAGAAGUGCUGGCGCCGAGGGAGGCCCGUCGCAGAAGGAAGGCCGUUGAAGAGCGGUGGCAUCGGAUAUUCCCUGCCUGAUGACGUCCUCCAACGUAUCUUGGAGUCCAAAUUCCAAACCAAAGGUGGCGGCGAAGCCAUUCUUAGACUGGUUGGUCCGGAGGCGCGGCCGGAGCCAAGUCCGGCCAUCUUCUCUUAUGAGAUGUGCUGUGCAAGCAUGGUCGGAGAGCUGGUGCCUGGCCUUGCGCCCUUUUUCCACAGCCAGUCCUCGGGCGAAUACUACAGAUCCGACGCGGUGGACAAGAAGCCGCACGCAGCUUUGCCACCUUGGAAGGCCAAGGCUGCCAAAGAAGCGGCGACCAAGGAUGCGAAUCAAACUGUGGCGAAACCAGAGACGGCGAGCAGUCUCUGCGCCAACUUUGCGGGGCUUUACCAGGACAGCGGCGGUGGGGUCGUGCAGGUGUCUCAGCUGGGCUGCACCAUCCACGCAGAGAAUGCCGCACAGCGGUGGUCUGCAGAUGCCAGGGCGGAUGGUGUUCAGGUGUUUCUUUGGGAGCAUACUGGAGCGCUCAAAGACGGGUUCAUAUCUUGGUCGAACCAAGCUGUUUGGGUCCUCUUGCAUGCUGAAGAUCCGGCUGCAAGGCGUUUCCAGGGUGCGAUCUCAGAGAAGUCCCAGCCAGAGAAGUCUUGUACGUUGGGUCAGCUCGGAAUCUCGGCAGAGCUCAGCCAUGUUGUCCGCAACUUGGGUGCCUACGCAGGGGACCCCCUUUGCGAACAGCAGGUCUUCGAGUUCUUCGGCCUGAGCGACAAAGGCUGCUGCGGCAACCCAGGGAACAUUUCUGGGGGAGAGGGGGUCCUUGUGGUGGACACCGUCGCGGCGGAAGCCGAAGAGGAGGUCAAGACACUGCCGUCUUCCAAAGCACUGGAAGAUGGCACUGGGAAGACCCCAACGACCACCUGUGGGCUCAGUUUUGGAGAUCCCUCCCCAUCCAGCUGGGGGGCGUCGCCAACCUCUCCGGGCACAGAGGACUUUUGCUUGUCCAAGACCGGAUCCGCGCUCACUGAAGGUGGUUCGGUGUCUGGCGACUUCGAGGCCCUGCAGCUUCCCGAGCUACCCGACAAGGCUCCGCUAGAGGAGGAUCAGAUUGUCGUUUCUGGCCUGAAGGCACGCAUGCAAAAGGCCAGAGAAAACCUCGCGGCCCUGCGAGAGCGAGUGCAGGUGGAGAUCCUCCAAGGCCGCGCUCCACAGAGCCCUGAGGAAGCGCGCGAACUUGGGUUUUACUCCACCUCCACGCUGAUGCGUUACCUGUGCAUGCAAGACGGUGACGUCAACAAGGCGCUGAAGGCGAUGAAGGACACCAUGGAGUGGCGGAAGAGGAUGUUCCACUCGGCACUCUUUCCUCAGGGCUCCUCCAUGCCUUGCUGUCGGGCUUGCAUGAGAGAUCCACUGUCCCACUGCUUCCUCUGCGUGGGUAAAGAUGUUCUCGGUCGACAUGUAAUCUAUUCCUGCACAGGGCGUGCCGGCAACAAGACGCCCGAGGAUGGCAUCGAGCACAUGGCCAGUGAGAUGGAGAGGCUCUUCAGAAACUCAACGAUGCCCGGCUCGGUCGCCUGGAUCGUGGAUUUUGCAGGCUUCGGAUUUGCGGACUGCAAUCCGAAGAUUGGCGCCCUUGCCUUCCCAAUGUUUGCCAGCCACUACCCGGAGAGAUUCGGGCAGAUCGUGUGCCUCAGCCUCCCGUAUGCCUUCUAUCCGAUCUACGCCGCGGGCAACAAGAUCUUCGACAAGGAGACCAUGGCCAAGGUGAAGAUCCUGAAGGGGGACAAGGAUUGGAAGAGGUAUGGUGAUGCUUACUGGAGCCAUGACCCGGGGAUGAGGAGGUGGCUGGAUGCGGCCGUGAAAUGCAAAGGAGUGCCCGGUGGCUUCCCCUCUGCAGAGUUCACCCAAGACUUGCAGCCAGGGCCUGAGCAUGUGUGCGCUACUUCGAGGUUCAUGGUACUUCUUAACCAAUUCUAA